CCGUUUCAAAUCCGCUCUUCUUGUAUCUAACAACCACCUGAACCAUUUGUCACUGCAAAUUGAAGACCAAUCUCCUUCCUCUCCCUCUCUGUAAACAGUUCAAAGUCAUCACCCUUUACCGAUUACUAGACUAGAAACCCUAGCUUAGUAUAAUCAGUGCCAAGUUCCCUGUUCCUUUCAAUUUCUAGUCAAGUUUUUUGUGCUAAUGGAGAUGGAUUCGAUGGCUAGCUGCAAGGAAAAGUUGGCAUAUUUUAGAAUUAAAGAGCUUAAGGAUAUUUUAUCUCUGUUGGGUCUUUCAAAGCAAGGGAAGAAGCAGGAUCUAAUGGACAGAGUUAUAGGUUUGCUCUCGGACGAUGAAAUUUGCUCUGCUCGCCGCUUAGCAAGGAAAAAGCAGAUUGGAAAGGAAGCUGUAGUGAAAAUAAUUGAUGAUGCUUACAGAAAAAUGCAGAUAAUGGAUGCAUCAGAUUUAGCAGCCAAGGCUCCAAGUGGCUUAGAUAUUACGAGUGUCACAGAAGAAGUUGAAGAUUUCAUUACUCCGGGGAAGACGAUUCGUUGUCCUUGUGGAAGUUCGCUGCCUACCGAGUUCAUGAUACAGUGUAUAGAUUCAAAAUGUCAAGUACAGCAACAUAUUAGUUGUGUCAUUUUUACAGAGAUCCCUAUGGAGAGUGAACAUCCACCUGUAUUUUACUGUGAAACAUGUCGAAUUGAACGAGCAGAUCCGUUCUGGGUUACUGUGGCACAUUUAUUAUUUCCUGUGAAGUUACCGAGUUCAAAUAUUUCAAUAGAUGGUAAUAACACAUUGCAGAAUGUGGAAACAACAUUUCAGUUGACAAGAUCAGAUCAACACCUACUAAAGAAUUGUGAAUAUGACGCUCAGGCUUGGUGCAUGCUUCUCAACGAUAAAGUUUUGUUUAGGAUGCAGUGGCCACUUUAUGCAGAUUUACAGGUUAAUGGUAUGCCUGUGAAAACGCUUAAUAGACCGGGAUCACAAUCUCUGGGUGCCAGUGGCCGUGAUGAUGGUGCCCUAAUCAAAUCAUGCAUUGGAGAGGGAAUCAAUAGAGUUUCUUUAUCUGGAUGUGAUUCUCGUGCUUUCUGCUUUGGCAUUAGACUCGUAAAGCGACAAACAGUUGAACAGGUUCUCAACCUGAUUCCUAAAGAUGGUGAGCCUUUUGAAGAUGCACUUGCUCGUGUUUGUCGUUGCAUUGGUGGUGGGAUGGGUGCCUCAAACGAAGAUAGUGAUAGCGAUCUGGAGGUGAUUGCAGAAGCAAUUAUAGUUAAUCUCCGCUGUCCUAUGAGUGGCUCUAGAAUGAAGAUUGCUGGCAGAUUUAAACCUUGUGUUCACAUGGGCUGUUUUGAUCUUGAAACUUUUGUGAAACUAAAUCAACGCUCGCGCAAGUGGCAGUGUCCCAUUUGUCUUAAGAACUACUCCUUGGAGGAUAUUGUCAUUGAUCCUUACUUCAACCGCAUUACGACAAUGAUGGGUCAUUGUGAAGAAGACAUAACUGAUAUUGAGGUGAAACCUGAUGGUUCCUGGACUGCAAAGACCAAAGUUGAGAUUGGUGAUCUUGGGCAAUGGCAUUUUCCCGAUGGUUCUCUUUGUGCUUUUAUGGAUGAAGUUACUUCCUGUUAUGAAAUCUCAAGGCAGAUUGAGAAGGGAGAUGGCUUGAAAGCACAUGGUAGUCCUGAAAUCGGAAUUAAGAGUAAUUUCGGUGGAAUGAUGCAAGGAAGAAAACAUCAGCUUGCUUUUUGUUCCUCGAAGAAUCAAAUUGAGGGAAAUUUUGUGAAUCAAGGGCAAAGGACAAAAACAAUGAGCAGUAGCAUCACUGGAAGUAGCAAAUACGAAGAGGACCCAAGUAUAAACCAGGAUUACAGUGGGCAUGUUGAAAUAUCUCCCAGUAAUGUCAAUGAGAUCAACUCUAUUUGUCAUUAUUUUGACCCAACACUUGCAAUAAACAAUGGUAGUUUUGUGCCAUCAAGGAAUGCUGACAUCAUUGUUCUUAGCGAUUCUGAUGAAGAGAAUGUCAAUUUAGUUCCUCCUGAAACCGUCUAUGAUACUUGCCCAGUAGAUGGGAGUUGUUCUUCAUUGGUUGCCAAUCCUGGAAUAGCAGACUCAUACUUGGAAGAUCUAGCACUUGAUGCAGGUGCUGAUUCUUGUUUUGAUCUCUUCGAUACAGGUGUGAAUGAUGUUGGGAUGUCCAGCUGGUCCUUUUCUUCUGGUAUUCAAGCUGGUGCCCAUUUCCAACUAUUUAAUACGGACUCAGAUGUAUCAGAUGCUUUUAUUGAUCUGGAGCAUUCUUCCAUCAGUUGUGCUGCUCCAAUGAAUGGUAGCACAUUGGCAUCAACGCCAACUAUAACUUCUGGCGGUGAAGUCCCAGAUUCUUUGGCCUGUGUUGCCAAUGUUGAUAUGGAUGUUGGCUUGGUUGAUAAUCCAAUGAGAUUUGUUAGUGAGGACCCCUCAUUACAAACAUUUCUCCCAACUCAACCUGUGCAGCCUGACUUGGUAAUCCAGCCUCCUGUAUCUAAUCCUGUCCCUACUGAGGAUUGGAUUUCCCUUAGGCUUGGCAGCACCAAUGAGAGUUUUGGCAGUCACACCAUGGAUCGACCGCACCGUGCUGCCAGAGAUGGGGUAGAUUUGAGAAACCAGUUAGGAUUAAAUCAAGGUGUUAACUUUGGGGCCUUUGCAGCUACUUCAGUUGCAGCUCUAAAUGAUGAAGCUAGGUCUAAUGGGAAAUAUAACAAGAAAAUUUCAGAUGGCCCUUUCUCAUUUCCUCGCCAGCCACGGUCGGUGAGACAACGUGUUUAUUCUCAAUAGAUGUUGACCAACAAGAAGGGCUUGGACUUUGUUUGAUUCAUCUGGAAGGCUAAUAGCUGCCAACACGAUUCUCCUUAUUCGUGUCAUUUAGUCUUUUUUCUAGAGAAGGAAGCAAGUCAUUUUUUUCUAGCGUGUGCAUGUGAAGCCUAUUGGAUUGACACUGACGUGCCACGUGAUUUUACGGCAGUAACGGAUCUGCUUUAUUUAAUGGUACCCUAUUUUGAUCCAUUAUUCGAUCUUGGCGUCGAAGAUUUGUCAGGGAGUUACAGACAGCUGGAGAAAUUUGCUUAUAUUCUCUGUUUGUGGCUACCAGUGAAGCCAUGGGAUAAGACAGGAUGAUGAGUGCUGAGGGGAAAAUAUUUAUUGCUUUACCAUGUUGAUAGGGUGAAAAAAUGGGAUAGAAGUUGUGCAGCAAAAAACUUACAUUGAUCUCCAGAUGAAUGUGGAAGGAGAUGAAUAACCAACAGAAAGUGAGGCAGAUUGCCCUUCAUUGCUUGAAUUGGUUAAAUUUGAUUUCCAUAUUUGGGAACUGCGACGUUGUAACACUGGAAGGCAUGCAAUAUGAUUCCAGGUUAUCACUGAACCCAACAGCAAGCAAGCAGACUGCAUUGAACAGUGAAAGAGGCCGGUUCAUUGCAUGGCUAGCAGGUGUGUUUUUUUGAAAAGUCAGUUGUAGGCUUGUAUGGGAUUUUGUCGGAGGAAGCGAGUGGCCCUUAAUAUGAUUUGUGGGAAUUUUGUUCUAACAUCUUUCCUUGGGGCUGCAUUGAUUAGUGAAUUUUGCCGUCAUGGAUAUUUAUCAGAUCAUCAAAUUUAAAUUGUUUGUUUGAUAAAAAAUGCAGACAAGUUGGGCAUUCAGAUGAUAA
Molecule: messenger RNA, 3675 nt
Organism: Populus trichocarpa (black cottonwood)
Lineage: Eukaryota; Viridiplantae; Streptophyta; Magnoliopsida; Malpighiales; Salicaceae
Product: E3 SUMO-protein ligase SIZ1
Exons: 19
Coding region: 206-2812 (868 amino acids)
Biological process (GO): protein sumoylation
Molecular function (GO): zinc ion binding; SUMO ligase activity
Source: RefSeq, a predicted model, not a curated record